CUAACUUGCAAUGCGUUCCAUUUGAAGACACGCCACUCGCACAGCUGUAACUUUGUAUGCGAAUGGAUGUAAGCCCUCUUCAAUCGGCUCCUUGACAUUGCCUCCCCGAAAAGUUGCCAUGUAGUCGGGGCACACCUGAGCGGAAAGCGACACUCCGAACUGCUUUUAAGCAAACACUUUUCUCUACUUGUACGAUGUGGAUGAGCCGCGCUUUUCUGCUGGCGAGUUUGUUCGCCGUUUGCUUUGGAAACCCGCACAAAUGCGACGAAGUGCGCAAAGUUUUUCACCUCCGGCAAAUUGGACCGAGCCAGAUGCUGCCUUUAAAUCCCAGGCCAGGCUCCGAUCUUCAAGUGUGCAGGUCUAAAAGCCAGACCUGUUGCACCAAAAAGAUGGAGGAGAGGUACCAGGUUGCCGCGCGGAGGGACAUCGAAAACCUCCUUCAGACCUCCAGCUCCAGUUUGAAGUUUCUCAUCUCGCGCAACUUGGCUGCUUUUCAAGGCACCUUUGAGGUUCUGAGGAGGCAGGCAGAGAACCACACCAACGCCCUGCUGCAGGAGUCCUACGGCAACAUGGCUGCUCAGGCCGAAGGUCCCGUGGGCGAACUUUUCACCGACAUUAGUCUCUUCCUGCUUGGGUCUGAGCUCAACGUUGAGGACUUUGUCCAAAGAUUUUUUGAUACUCUCUUCCCGAUGGUAUUCAAUCAUUUUGUCAACCCGGGCCUCGGUGACCUCUCAGCAGGCUACACCGAGUGUGUCAGGUCAUCGGGCCGUGAUGUGAGGCCAUUCGGUGGGACGCCUGCUUUAUUGGCUGAUCAGAUUGCUCGAUCUGGGGUGUCGGGCAAGCUUCUCGUCCAAGCUUUGCACCUCGGCAUUGAAGUCAUAAACACGACAGACUACUUGCAGUUGAGCCGUGAGUGCAGAAAAGCCUUGCUCAAGAUGCAUUACUGCCCCCAUUGCCAGGGCUUAACUCAGUCCAAGCCCUGCAUGGGCUAUUGCCUCAACGUGAUGCGGGGCUGCUUGGCAAGUAUGGCGGAGAUUGACGUCCACUGGAGGGAGUUUGUGCACUCACUAGAGGAGCUGUCAGCUCGGAUGCACGGACCACAGGAUUUGGAGCAAGUGCUUCUGGGAAUUCACACAUUGCUGCACGAUGCUGUUGGAUUUGCGCGAAAAAACGGAGCCCGUAUCGCAGCACAGGUGCACAAACUGUGUGGGCCUCCCACCAGGAAGCCUGUGCAGACAGUCAGCAUCCAGCACAGCAGCCAAGAAUCCAUCCAUUUAAAAACUCCAAUCAAAGCGUCAGAUGACUCACUUGCUGUGAGGAGAAGGGAGUUUCUGAACAGUCUCCGCCUCUACCGGACAUACUACGGUGGCCUUGCAGAUCAAUUGUGUGUCAGUGAGCUGGCCUCUGAUGAUGGGUUGUCCUGCUGGAAUGGAACCGACAUUGUGAAAAGCUACACUCUGCGCGUGGUGGGAAACGGGAUCAAGGCUCAAGCCGCCAACCCGGAGGUCAAAGUGAAAGGAGCCGACUCUGUCAUCCAUCAAAUCAUAGACAAACUGAAGCAUAUCAACCAGCUGCUGCAAGGGAAAUCCAUCCCCAAACUGGGGACGCUGGACCAAAUUGAAACAGGAAGCGGCGAUGCGGAAGGACGUUACAGCGGCGACUGUGAUGAUGAAGAUGGCUGCGAUGGUUCCGGUGGUGCGGAGACGGAGAAGAACAUCCAGAGAGUCUCCAAAUUAAAUCCAGAUGUGUCAAGUGGUCACAAUCAUCAUCAUCAUCCACCUAUCGAGGAUUAUAAGGUGAAGGUCCGAUCCGGGAGCAUCAGAAUGACUGGAUCCAUCGUCGCCAUGACGAUGCCUUGGUUACAUCUGCUCCUUGCACCGUAACGGUUGCGGCGCUCAACCCCACAAACUCGAUUCUAACCUUAUUUAUCAAAUGAGGACAUGUGGCGCUCCAACAUGCACCGAAUCCACACCGUGCGGGACACACGGGCAUUGCAACCACGUGGAAACCGAAAGAGACCUCACCUCGUAUGUAAAAGGACAUGGUCUCCCGCUUUCAUGCCCUGAAGAGAAUUUUUGUAACGUGCCACCUUAAUCUAUAUUUAUCAAUCAUAAUUAGAGUAUAUUUUCUCAUACAGAUCGAUUUCAUUGUGUGUCUGCACACAAGAUACAAUCUGCUCUUAAUUGAUGUCUUCAAAAAACAGGUUUACUUUUCAAUGGUCUGCUGUUAAAAAAACAAAACAAAAAAAAACA
Hippocampus comes (tiger tail seahorse) is the source of this 2252-nucleotide messenger RNA. It is a transcript of the gene gpc5a, whose product is annotated as glypican 5a. NCBI's taxonomy places the organism in Eukaryota, Metazoa, Chordata, Actinopteri, Syngnathiformes, Syngnathidae. The transcript has 9 exons. Bases 195 to 1883 code for a protein of 562 amino acids. Gene Ontology annotation, cellular component: plasma membrane; cell surface; extracellular region. The record is from RefSeq and is a predicted model, not a curated record. Gene Ontology annotation, biological process: regulation of protein localization to membrane; cell migration; positive regulation of canonical Wnt signaling pathway.